UGCAAGUGAGCUUUACUAUGUUAACUUUUUUCCAAAAGAGUAUCUGUCCUUGACCCUGGUAGAUUAAAAUGGCGGGAGAAGGAGCAGAAGAAAUGGAAAUAGAAACUGAAAAAACAACAGAAUCCAGAAAAGUUGGUGGAUAUGAAACACCUUGGGUUGAGAAAUACAGGCCAGUCAAACUACAAGAUAUUGUUGGCAAUGAAGAAACCAUCAGCAGGUUAUCUGUCUUUGCAAGAGAAGGAAAUGUUCCAAACAUCAUUAUUGCUGGCCCACCAGGCACAGGUAAGACUACCAGUAUAUUGUGUUUGGCAAGAGCUCUUUUGGGAAAUGCUUUUAAAGAUGCUGUUCUUGAAUUAAAUGCUUCAAAUGACAGAGGCAUUGAUGUUGUAAGGAAUAGAAUCAAAAUGUUUGCACAACAGAAAGUCACAUUACCUAAAGGCAGACAUAAAAUCAUUAUCUUGGAUGAAGCAGACAGUAUGACAGAUGGAGCCCAGCAAGCACUACGUAGAACAAUGGAGAUAUUCUCAAAGACAACCAGAUUUGCUUUGGCGUGUAAUUCAUCUGAAAAAAUAAUAGAACCUAUACAAUCUCGGUGUGCAGUGCUUCGCUAUUCUAAACUAAGUGAUGCUCAGGUUUUGGCUAGAAUAUUGGAAGUUGUUAAGGCUGAGAAUGUGAGUUAUACUGAUGAUGGCUUGGAGGCUGUGAUAUUUACAGCACAGGGCGACAUGCGCCAGGCUUUAAAUAAUCUUCAGUCAACAUAUCAAGGUUUUGGUCAUGUGAAUAGUGAAAAUGUUUUCAAGGUGUGUGAUGAGCCUCACCCAGUCCUGAUCAAAGAUAUGUUGCAACAUUGUGUCCUGGGUCAUCUGGAUGAUGCCUAUAAAGUCAUGGCUCAUUUGUGGCGUCUAGGUUAUUCUGCUGAGGAUAUCAUUACUAUUGUGUUCCGAGUUUGUAAGAAUCACAGUAUGCCAGAAUAUCUCAAGCUUGAGUUCAUCAAGGAAAUUGGUUACACACAUAUGAGGUUUGCGGAAGGUGUUCAGUCUCUGUUACAGAUGUCUGGUCUUUUAGCAAGAUUGUGUCGAAAAUCAGCAGAACCUAAUUCUUUAGUACAGUAAAAAUUCCAUAUGCACUCUUUACAUGUAUUAGAAUUUGUUCCCUGCAUUUUGUACUGGUCAGUGAUUAGUUUCGACCUUACAGGUGUAUAACUAAGCAUUGUAAAACACUUAGGGUCUUUAAAACUCUUUUCACAGUGAAUCAUUACUUUCCUUAGCAGAUUUUAACUGAUUUGAAGAGGCUGGUAAUUCAUCAAGGAUUGGUACUUGGUUAAGAACAAUGCUCUCUUUAUUUCCUUCUGAAUGGACUCUUAGUACCCUACAUGUCCAAUGAACUUCCUGUUUGUCAGUGAAGAGUGUCACUAUGCAGCCAUGCAAGCUAAUUAAAAUUAAGUAUAAGGAGAUGAAUUUAUUUUUUAAAAAUUUUAAUUGUAGUUAUUGGUUAUAUUGGUCAAUGGUAACACACAAUUUUGGCUAAAUAAAAAUUUGUUUUCACUAGUAAUAACCUAAGACCCAUGUGAUGGCUAUUACUUUUUCAUUUUUUUAAAAUUUACUAUUUAAAAGCAAUCUCAUGUGAAAUUUUUUGUAGUUUACGUAUUACAUUUGUAAAAAAAAACUUGAAAUAAAUAAUUCUGUACAAUCA
Molecule: messenger RNA, 1692 nt
Organism: Biomphalaria glabrata
Lineage: Eukaryota; Metazoa; Mollusca; Gastropoda; Planorbidae
Product: replication factor C subunit 2-like
Exons: 9
Coding region: 69-1112 (347 amino acids)
Biological process (GO): DNA repair; DNA-templated DNA replication
Cellular component (GO): nucleus; DNA replication factor C complex
Molecular function (GO): DNA binding; DNA clamp loader activity; ATP hydrolysis activity
Source: RefSeq, a predicted model, not a curated record